CUACGAACACAUCGAUGACUUUUAUCAAAAUCUUCAACACAUCCAGGAGGAUCCCAGUAUGCAGAAAUAUCUUGAGCGCGACUGGAAGGCCUUGAUAUGUCUACUGAAGCGAAGUUGGUGGAUGAGGACUUGGAUCAUGCAGGAAGCAACGACCGCGAACGAAACUAUGAUGGCGUGGGGCAACACGACCAUUCCAUUCCAAAUGGUCCUUUCUUGUAUUUCCAUGAUCACCGGAACAAUGUCCUUUUUUCUGUGUGACUCCGACUUACUUUCAGGAUACGAAACUUCCCUUCCUCCCUUCGUUAAUGAGGUGUUUACCUAUAUGGACAAGGGUCCAAUGAUCAUAACAAGAAUCAGUGAAUCUAGGGAACAACUUACCACAGCGUCAAGUCCCUUAAGCAUAUUGAAGAUGGUUCAAAUGUUUAGGCCUUGUGGGGCAUCAGACAACCGAGACAAGAUUUUCGCACCUCUGAGUUUAUUUGAGAAUCCACACCUACCGAACUUUGUCAUAGACUACAACGUCUCGGAAAAGGCAGUAUAUCAGAGGUUCGCCGAGUCUUUGAUCCUAGCCACCAAUCCACCAAAUCUUGACGUUUUGGGCUUUUGUUGGACACAUGAAGAAAAAGAAGGGCAAGAAUCCCCGAGUCUUCCCAGCUGGGUGCCAGACUGGACAAAGCCAUCACCGCACGCACUCGAACGUCUGCCAAAACGACUUCCAGAAUUCGAUGAUAUCCGCAUCGGAGAAAGAGUCGCGUACGCAGCCGAUUCAGUGCUGCGACGGAUGGCGGGAGCGGAGCAAAACCUGCGGGUGCAGCUUGUGGAUGGCCUGCUCCAGGCACACGGCCUGUUGCUCGCGCAAUUGGAAGAUAUCCGCCCUCCAUUUGGGAACAAUUCUGCCUACGAGGAUUCAUUAUUUGACGACGCGGAGACGAGGAUGUAUACGCCAACAGGCACGACGUUGCACGAAGCCAGCCUGAUGACAAGCUCGUGCGGGCUUUCAUACAAAGAGGGCGUUUUUGACCGUUCGGACCCUGUUAACUGGAACGAACUUGAUCUUCGAACCCUCCUGGAUUUUAGCGAUAAGAGAGCAUCAGGGGUAGCAGAAGUUAAGGUCCCUGACAUUCUCUAUUUCUCUCAUGCUUUCGGUCGCUGUUUGGCAAGCACUAAUCGGGGAUUCAUUGCACUUGUACCUAGCAAUGCACGGGUUGGUGAUCAGCUCUAUAUUCUCUAUGGCGGUCAAGUUGUCUAUUGCCUCAGGAAGGACGGGACCAUGCAUACUUCUGUUGGAGAGUGUUAUGUGCAUGGUAUUAUGGAUGGUGAGUUCAUAGGAUAUCUGGGGAUUGAUGGGAGUACAAUUGUCAUGGACAAGGUUACAAUAAAAUGAG
Molecule: messenger RNA, 1385 nt
Organism: Aplosporella prunicola CBS 121167
Lineage: Eukaryota; Fungi; Ascomycota; Dothideomycetes; Botryosphaeriales; Aplosporellaceae
Exons: 2
Coding region: 59-1384 (441 amino acids)
Source: RefSeq, a predicted model, not a curated record